Messenger RNA from Cyphomyrmex costatus, 1223 nucleotides. RefSeq names its product Leucine-rich repeat activity-regulated protein at synapses (gene Lapsyn). Gene Ontology annotation, molecular function: protein binding. The record is from RefSeq and is a predicted model, not a curated record. The transcript is spliced from 3 exons. Bases 33 to 1145 code for a protein of 370 amino acids. NCBI's taxonomy places the organism in Eukaryota, Metazoa, Arthropoda, Insecta, Hymenoptera, Formicidae.
GAGAUCCGUUUUCCUGACUACUUGGACUGACGAUGCGGUCCUUUGGGAAGUCGUCGUCGUGCCGAUGGGCCAUCAGCGAAAUGGACAUGAGCAUCCUUCUUUUUAAUGGUUUUCUAUUACUGGGCUUCGUCGUGGCUACGGUACCGGAUGUUCUGGUGUUGGGUUCGCCGGGCCCCACGCAGGUCGUCGAUCGGGACACUUCUUUGAAAAAGUGCCGAUACAACAGGGUCUAUUCAAUGCUGGAAGCAGCCUGUUCGAAUAUGGAGUUGCAUGAUAUCCCGACGAAUCUCAAGACUGACAUUCAGAUACUGGAUGUUACCGUGAAUCGAUUGAGGGAGUUGACAAACGACAGUCUGACCUCUUACAAGAACUUAGCCUACAUCUAUCUGACUGACAAUUUUAUCCAAAAUAUCGAAGAAGGAGCCUUUGCCAAACAGAAGUAUCUAGAAGUUCUGGAUAUUUCACAAAACGGUUGUGACACUCUGCCCAAGAGUAUCUUCCAACUACCGUAUCUCCGCACGCUUUACCUCGGUAACAACAAGCUUAGCGACUCGGUGUUCAAGGUGGAAGUUACUUCGCCCAUCAAGCUGUUACAGUUGACCAGGAAUAAGCUCACCAAAAUCCCAUCUAUCGGCCCUCAACCAACCCUUGUCACCCUCAAUGUAUCUGAGAAUCUGAUCACCUCGGUCAAUACUGAGGAUCUGGCACCAUUCUGUUCGUUGAAGAAGCUCGAUCUUUCGCGGAAUAUGAUCAAGUUCAAGAGCGUUGGUUGCGAAUGUGAGAUAUUGAACGCCUGGGUGAGGCUACGUCAGAUCGAGAUGGAGCCUAAUUUCUUCAAUUGCACCAACUCGGAGACCGUAGCCGAGGAUUGCGCCAAUGUGCAGUUCAGCAAUCGAACAUAUGAAUUAUAUGACCAAUGUUCGACCAUCAUACAGCAGCAAGUGGAGACUGAAAAGGCUCGCUCAGUCUGGAUACUGGUAAUCUCGUGCGUCUCGGGAUUUCUCUUCAUCGUUUUCAUAGUACUAUGCUGUGUGCACAAGCGGAAUCGCAGGCGACGCAGGAAGCAAAAAGAACAACAGCAGCUAGCAGCGAACAACGCCAAUACUGAAUUAUUGAAUAGCAAUCUGACAACCGGUAAUUCGUGAAAUAAUCGCCGAAAUGUACAACAAUAAAAAUUGUAGAGAAUCUUGUGUCGAUGCCGAGAGUACAGCUUUACACGAACC